GUGGCAUAUUUAAAGGAUAUCCACGCUAAGCUGUUUAUCCGACCACUUCAAAAGGAUAUCACUGAAGUUGAUAUUCUGGCUCGAGUGGUGUAAGUUAAUGCAAACACUAUGACCACUGACCAUACACUCAGAACAGACAUACAAGUGCUUUACCACUCAGACACCCAAACUUACCUAGCCCCAUGGCAACUCCCCAGAUGCACCCUGAGAAACAUGUACUUAGCCUUUCAUGAUAUCUGACGACGAGGCAGAUUGGGUGCAAGAUCCUGCUGUACAGCUCAUAAUACAAUCUUCGAACAAGGACAAGGACUCAGGAGAAUCCACUCAGUCGACCGUUACCAUUGAAGAGGCCAUCAAACAACACCGAGCCAAAGUGCUAUAUCCAAAUAGUACUAAUGCUCUAUGCAUUACAGUUAGACGUGGCAGCAUUUUGGACGAUACCAUAUUUUCACUUCGUCCAGGAUUUGAUGAAAAGAAGCAUAUUAAAGUUCGUUUUUUAGGUAAGUUAGAUGAAUGCAUGUUUGUAAUUUGUAGGGGAGCCAGGUAUUGACGAAGGAGGGCCCAAAAGAGAAUUUUUUUAUGUUGUUGCUGAAUUCUAUUUCAAACAAUAGCUCACUUCUUGAAGGUUCCCCUACCCGAAGGGUGUUACGGCACAACACAAGUGCAUUCCAGGUCCCUAUUUCAGGUCUGUAGCGCA
Messenger RNA from Geodia barretti, 697 nucleotides. NCBI's taxonomy places the organism in Eukaryota, Metazoa, Porifera, Demospongiae, Tetractinellida, Geodiidae. The record is from the annotation of a GenBank genome assembly.